UGUCGAAAGUCACCUAUGCAUCCUUUUGUUCCAUUUGUGCUAAACUUUUGCUCCAUAAUUUUUGUUCCCAUUAACCUUUUGUGCUUUAUAACACACCCUUAUUUUCUUAUUCAUUGCAGCAAGAGUUAUUGCCAAUUCUCCGGUCAGGUUAAGCAGUUGCUUUCGCAGCUAAAUGCAAGUUACAAGGUGAUGGAGCUGGAUCGGGAAAGUGAUGGAUAUGAAGUUCAGUCCGCACUUGUGGAAUGGACCGGACAGAGGACUGUUCCCAAUGUUUUUAUUGGUGGGAAGCAUAUUGGUGGCUGUGACAGUGUUAUCGCGAAGCACAGACAAGGCAAAUUGAUGGCCCUUCUUACUGAAGCUGGAGCUCUUGCAACUUAAGGAGUGAGAUUGACUCUCUGGGUUGCUAGAAUUAGUUACCUACUUAAUUAGUAGGGUUUAAAAUUGGGUUGAAACUAGAAUAAAUCUGCUGAGGCUGGAUGUUAUAACUGCAUUUAGUUGCACAUUUGAUGUCAUGUUGUGAAAGUUCAAUUGCUGGCAUGACUUUACUUUAAACGCGUGCAUUUUUUUUUUCUC
Molecule: messenger RNA, 573 nt
Organism: Asparagus officinalis (garden asparagus)
Lineage: Eukaryota; Viridiplantae; Streptophyta; Magnoliopsida; Asparagales; Asparagaceae
Product: glutaredoxin-like
Exons: 3
Coding region: 16-378 (120 amino acids)
Biological process (GO): cellular response to oxidative stress
Cellular component (GO): cytoplasm
Molecular function (GO): glutathione disulfide oxidoreductase activity
Source: RefSeq, a predicted model, not a curated record